Phaedon cochleariae (mustard beetle) is the source of this 6655-nucleotide messenger RNA. Lineage: Eukaryota; Metazoa; Arthropoda; Insecta; Coleoptera; Chrysomelidae. The record is from the annotation of a GenBank genome assembly.
AUAUUGUUGAUGUUGAUAUGAUACCAAAUGCAAAUGACCAAAACGUGGAAAUCGUGGAAUUUUUUGCUAAGCCGACAAAAAUUAUUAUUUGAUAAGGAACGUGGGAUUCGUAAGAUGAGCAAGUGGAAAGUCGAAAAGGAGAAAUAUUUAUCGAUGUCAAUCGAAGAUAAGAGAAAAUUGUGCAAGGAAUCGAAUACCCUGUUACCACUGGAAAAAAUACCAACUUGGAAAGAUGUAGCUGAAAGUAAGCAACUUGGAGAUAAAAUAGAAAUGUUAUCAGACUGUACAAUUGAUAACUCAAAAAAUGCCACGCUUGCAGAAAAAAUUUCUUAUGUAGUUGGAGACAUCACAAAAUUAGAGAUUGAUGCUAUUGUAAAUGCUGCUAAUAAAACACUCAUGGGAGGUGGUGGGGUUGAUGGAGCCAUCCACAAAGCUGCUGGACAUCAACUCAAAGAAGAAUGUGGAACAUUGAAUGGUUGUAAUACUGGUGAUGCCAAAAUCACAGGUGGAUACAAAUUACCUGCCAAAUAUGUAAUCCAUACAGUUGGUCCAAUAGGAGAAAAGCCAGACUUACUGAAGAGCUGCUACAGCAAUAGCUUGAAAAUAAUGCAAGAAAAUAAAUUGCAUACUAUAGCCUUCCCUUGUAUUUCCACAGGGGAGGAGGACGCCCCUGAAGAUGCUGGGGAUCAAGUUGAAAAUGAGCCAGACUCUGAAGAUGCUGUCCUGAAACCAGGGGAGGAUGACGAUGACUAUGAACCAGAAGAUUCAAGAAAGAAAAAGAAAGGCAAGAAGAGAAAAGCAAGAGGUGAGGAGAAGAAAGGCAAAAAGAAGAAAAAGAAACGCAAAAAUGACAGUGCAGAUGAAAGUGAUUUUGGGGAGGAGAAUAAUGGAGGAGAGGAUUCUGAUUAUGGAAGCAACAGCAAAAGGGGAAGAAAGAAAGGGUCCACCAAGCAUUCUUCCACACCCUCUACCCCUGCACCAGCAGAAUCUAGUAGUGGGACAGGAGGUAUGCCAACUAUAGAAGAAGUCUGCUCCACUUUUGGUCUGACUGAUGUAGACCUUGAAUAUUCUGAAUCAGAUUUCCAAAAUCUGACUAGCUACAAGCUUUUCCAACAACAUGUCAGACCAUUGCUAGCCAAAGAAAACCCAAAAGUUCCAAUGUCCAAACUGAUGAUGUUGGUAGCUGCAAAAUGGCGCGAAUUUUCCAACAUCAAUCCUAACCUACAAUCUGACACUAAUGAACCUUCAGCGCCUGCCUCUACUACUUCAGAAGAAGAGGAGGAAGAGGAAGAUAAGUCCAAGAAGAGGAAGAGGGGUAGGAAGCCCAAGAAGGCAUCAAAAGUGCCCACUUUGAAGAUCAAAUUAGGAAAGAGAAAGCGCGGCAGUUCGGACGAGGACGGCGACGCAAGCGCCGGCAACUCGGACCGCGACUCCGACGCCGAAUUCGAGCAAAUGCUCCAAGAAUCCGAGGACCCGAAGACAGCCGCAUCCGCCCCAGGGGGCGGCUCCUCCUCCGGAGGGGCGGGCCAACCGGACUCGGUGGGCGGCUCCGAGGACGCCUCCGCGCCGCUGCCGAAACGCAAGGCGAAGACGAAGUUCGGCAGCAAGACGAAGAAGAAGCGCAAGCUGAAGGGCGGCGCCAAGGGGGCGGCGGGCGGGGCGGCCAGCGCUGGAGGGGGUGGAGAGGAGGAGAGCUACGAGCACCAGGACUACUGCGAGCUCGAAGAGACGCCCGAGGGCAAGUGGAGUUGCCCUCACUGCGAGAACGAGGGCCCGGCCGAGCGCGAAGACGACGGCGGCGAAGAAGAAGAAGAGGACGAGCACCAGGAAUUCUGUCGCGUGUGCAAAGAUGGCGGCGAGCUGCUGUGCUGCGACUCGUGUCCAUCGGCCUAUCACACGCAUUGUUUGAAGCCGCCAUUGACCGAGGCCGCCAAAAUCCUGACGUGGAAAUGGGUGGACGACCCUCUGAAAAAGAACAGCGUCGGCGAGGAGCUGCCGCGCACUCGCCACCGCGAGUUCUUCGUCAAGUGGCAGGAACGGUCCUACUGGCACUGCAGCUGGAUCACCGAGAUGCAGCUGGACGUUUAUCAUCCGUUGAUGUUCCGGGCUUACACGAGGAAAUUCCUGAAAAUGGGCGGCAACAACAACGAUGAAGAACUCGAAGAAAAGUACUAUCGUUACGGCGUCAAACCCGAGUGGCUUGUCGUCCAUCGCGUCAUCAAUCAUCGCACGAUGCGCGACGGUCGCACCCUGUAUCUGGUCAAGUGGCGCGAACUCACCUACGACCAUUCCACGUGGGAGGAGGACUCUGACGACAUGCCGGGUUUGAAGCCGGCUAUAGAGUACUACAUGGACCUGAGGGCGGCUUGCACCGGCGGCGGGUCCAAGUCCAAGAAGGGCAAGGGGAAGAAGUCGAAGGCAAGGGAGAUUGCGGACGAGGACGAUCGGACGCCGCGCAGAUACACUCCUCCACCCGACAAACCGCUCACCGACCUCAAAAAAAAACUGGACAAACAACCCUACUAUCUGGACGAAUCCGGCAUGCUGCAUGAAUACCAACUCGAAGGGCUCAACUGGCUGCGAUAUUCUUGGGCCAACGGCAUUGACACCAUCCUGGCCGACGAGAUGGGCCUUGGCAAGACCAUCCAGACCAUAGUGUUCUUGUAUUCGCUGUACAAGGAGGGGCAUUGCAGGGGGCCGUUUUUGAUCAGCGUGCCGCUCUCGACGAUCAUCAAUUGGGAGAGGGAGUUCGAGACUUGGGCGCCGGAUUUCUAUUGUAUCACCUAUGUGGGCGACAAGGAUUGCAGAGCGAUUAUCCGCGAGAACGAGCUGAGUUUCGAGGAGGGGGCGGUCCGCAGUGGCGGCAAAGCGUCCAAAAUCAGAGGCGGGUCGAUCAAAUUCAACGUGCUGCUGACCAGCUACGAAUUGGUGUCGAUCGACUCCGCUUGUCUGGGAUCCAUCGAAUGGUCGGUGCUGGUCGUGGACGAGGCGCACAGGUUGAAGAGCAACCAGUCCAAAUUCUUCAAGUUCCUCAACAGCUACAACAUCGCCUACAAGCUCCUCCUCACCGGCACUCCUCUGCAAAACAACCUCGAGGAGCUCUUCCACCUGCUCAACUUCCUCGACAACCAAAAGUUCAGCGAGCUGGCCCUCUUCCAAGCCGAAUUCGCCGACAUCUCCAAAGAAGAUCAAGUGAAAAAACUCCAUGAGAUGCUCGGACCGCACAUGUUGCGACGUCUCAAAGCCGAUGUAUUGAAGAGCAUGCCUUCCAAGUCGGAGUUUAUUGUUCGUGUGGACUUGUCCCCGAUGCAGAAAAAGUACUACAAGUACAUUUUGACGAGGAACUUUGAAGCUUUGAAUCCGAAAGGCGGGGGCCAGCAGGUGUCUUUGUUGAACAUCAUGAUGGACUUGAAGAAGUGCUGCAACCAUCCCUAUUUGUUCCCAGCUGCUGCAGAAGAGGCUCCUCUAGGGCCUCAUGGGAAUUGGGACGUGGGGCACUUGACUAGAGCCGCUGGGAAACUCGUUCUGCUGUCUAAAAUGUUGAAGAUUCUCAAGGAGCAAGGGCACAGAGUGCUAAUCUUCUCGCAGAUGACGAAAAUGUUGGACAUCUUGGAAGACUUCUUGGACGGCGAAGGCUACAAAUAUGAGAGGAUCGAUGGGGCUAUUACUGGCAGUCAGCGUCAAGAGGCUAUUGAUAGGUUCAAUGCUCCGGGGGCGGCUCAGUUCGUGUUCUUGUUGUCGACCAGAGCGGGCGGUUUGGGUAUCAAUUUGGCCACUGCUGAUACUGUUAUGAUCUAUCGUUUCGUGACCAGAAGCAGCGUGGAGGAGAGAGUCACCCAAGUGGCCAAAAGGAAGAUGAUGUUGACGCACUUGGUGGUACGGCCGGGCAUGGGAGGCAAAGGCACCAACUUCACCAAGCAAGAGCUGGACGACAUUCUCCGGUUCGGUACCGAGGAUCUGUUCAAGGAAAGCGACGGCAAAGAAGACGAAGCCAUCCACUACGACGACAAAGCCGUUCGCGAGCUGCUCGACCGCAGCAAGGAGGGCAUCGAACAGAAGGAGAGCUGGGCCAACGAGUACCUCAGCUCGUUCAAGGUGGCCAGCUACGUGACCAAGGAGGAGGAGGUCGAGGAGGAGGUGAACACGGAGAUCAUCAAGCAGGAGGCCGAGAACACAGACCCCGCCUACUGGAUCAAGCUGUUGAGGCACCACUACGAGCAGCAGCAGGAGGAUAUCGCUAGGACGUUGGGUAAGGGUAAGCGAGUCCGCAAACAAGUGAACUACAACGACGGCGGUAUGACCACCGACACCAGAGAGGACACCACCUGGCAGGAGAACCUCUCCGAUUACCAUUCCGACUUCUCCGCCGGCUCGGACGAGGACAAAGAGGACGACGACUUCGAUGAAAAGAACGACCCCGAUUUAACCAAGCGCAGCCGCCGGAAGAUGGAGCGCAAAGAAGAAAAGGACCGUCCGCUGCCGCCUCUUUUAGCUCGAGUAGGCGGCAACAUUGAAGUGUUGGGCUUCAACGCGCGUCAGCGCAAAGCGUUCCUCAACGCUAUUAUGCGGUACGGCAUGCCGCCGCAGGACGCUUUUAAUUCGCAGUGGCUGGUCAGGGACUUGCGCGGCAAGUCGGAGAAGAUUUUCAAGGCGUACGUGUCGCUGUUCAUGCGGCACCUUUGCGAGCCUGGCGCCGAUAAUGCGGAUACUUUCGCUGACGGCGUUCCUAGGGAGGGUCUGAGUAGACAACACGUGCUGACUCGCAUCGGUGUUAUGUCGCUGAUUAGGAAAAAAGUGCAGGAGUUCGAGCACAUUAACGGGGAGUACAGCAUGCCGGAGAAUAUUAAGAAGACAGCGGCAGAGCAAGCGAAGAGCACUGGCUCUACUACCGAAACGGAGACUCCGAAGAGCGCGACGACUAGUACUAGCGCUACUCCGGCUACUAGCGCUGCUCCUAGUCCUGCGCCGACGCCAGUCGAAGGUGUCUCGGAUAAGGAUAAGGAUUCCGUGAAGAGCGAAGAUGCAAAAGAGAAGUCAGAGAGCGAAGAGUCUUCUGAAAAGGAAAAGGAGAGUCCUGCACCGGAAGAAACAGUCGCGAAGACGGAACCAGCUGAGCAGCCAACCAAAGAGACGAAGUCUGAGGAGAAGCCAUCCGAGGAAGAAAAGAAGGAGGAGGACGAGAAGGAAGAGGUUGGGAAAGAGGUGAAGAAGGAAGUGGAAGCGGGGGCGGAAGAGGUUGAGGUGGGCGAACAAGUAGUGAUGAAGGAGGAGAAGAAGGAGGAAGAGGCGAAGAUGGAGGUGAAAAUGGAGACGGAAGUGAAGAAGGAGGAGGAAGAGGAGGUUAAGGAGGAGAAGCCUAAGGUUGAGAAGAAGGAUGGUGAGGAUGUGACGGUUGUCGAAGGGGAUGAGAAAGAUAAGAAGGAGAAGAAAGAAGUCGACCACAUGGAAGCCAAGCGGCGCUUCAUGUUCAACAUCGCCGACGGCGGCUUCACCGAGUUGCACACCCUGUGGCUGAACGAGGAAAAAGCCGCCUCGCCUGGCAGGGACUACGAGAUCUGGCACCGCCGCCACGACUACUGGCUAUUGGCCGGGAUUGUUACUCAUGGCUAUGGCAGGUGGCAGGACAUUCAGGCCGACGGUCGAUUUGCCAUUAUUAAUGAGCCGUUCAAGAUGGACCUUCUGGAACAGGCCCUCGUCAUCGAAGAGCAACUGCGCCGGGCCGCUUACCUGAACCUGACCCAAGACCCGAACCAUCCGGCCAUGUCGUUGAACGCGAGGUUCGCCGAAGUGGAAUGCUUGGCUGAGUCGCACCAGCACCUCAGCAAGGAGUCCUUGGCCGGCAACAAACCUGCCAACGCGGUACUGCACAAGUUGGAAGAGUUGCUGUCCGACAUGAAAUCGGACGUUUCGAGAUUGCCUGCCACCUUGGCUAGGAUACCGCCUGUAGCUCAACGGUUACAGAUGUCAGAGAGAAGCAUUCUGUCCAGAUUGGCAGCCACGUCUUCUUCGAGCAGUCAAUCAACAACCCAAGUUAUGGGUCAGUUCCCGCCAGGUUUCAAUGCUGGAAACCUUCCUGGAUUCGCAGCUGCCAAUUUCGGCAACUUCAGACCACAAUAUUCGGUUCCAGGACAACCACCAACUGGUUUCCCCUCAUAAUGGAAAUAACGUAAUGUAAAAGCAGUAUAUGGUAUAUUCAAAUCUCACAAUUUAUUUUUGCUCAUGGAUACCCGCGGCUGUAACUUUGACGUCUUAGUCCAAUUUUUUCUAAUAUUUCUGUUGGGCAAUUUGUCCAGUUGGUGAAAGUUUUGGUGGAGCUUCGUUUCAGUAAACGACUCGAUUGAAGAGAUGGUGUUUUUCUCGAUUUCAUUAUUUUCGCUUUUCGAUGAUAUUUACUGUAAGUUAUUUUUAAAAAUCAUGUGUUUCGUCCUGGCGAUUUUAUUUAUUAUUCUUUCGAUUCAAUUGUGAUUCUUUUACUUUUACAUUCAUGAAAAUACAUUAAAAUGUAGUUAAAUAGCAAUAGAAUUAUUUAGGAAUUUGUUAUAAUGAAUCCCGUGAGGUGGUUGCAUUUUUUUAUUGGUAUGUUCGGCACAGUGAGCAUCCCUCUACAAUAAAAUGAAAAAAUCAAGUUGUUGCAUUGUUUCCUGCCCUAUCGACG